ACAACGCGUAAUCUGUGUCAGGUGUUCGCAUAACGUUGCACUAAUUUCGCCGGCAUGUUUUCGCGUUAGGCGCGUGAUCGCAUAAAAUAUUACAAAAUUGAAUGAAAAAAUUGUUUUUAUAAAACCCCGGUCUCUCGAGAUGUUUUGUGAUGCUAAUUAAACAUUAUGGUAGCAGCCUUAGGUGCGUUAGCGUGCAUGACGUUCACGUUUUUUAUGGGUAAAAACCCGUUUUCCGCUACUAUGACACCCAAAGGGCAAUGCGAAAACUGCUGUCCGAUCGAUAUCAGGGAAGACAUCGCGUUUUUCUCCUAUUCGAGGAAAAACCCAAUUCGGCCACACCGGAUAUUUAUCGGCAACGAUGAAUCACUGCGAAGAACUCACAUGCACAGGAACAUGACUACAGUGAUAUACGUACAUGGAUUCACGGAACAGGGAAACUCAAAGGGAGCGACUACCAUUAAAAAAGCGUACUUGUACCGAGGCGGAGUGAACAUCAUAAUCGUAGACUGGAGCCCGUUGUGUGCGUUCCCAUGGUAUAGUCACGCAGUGAUAAAUACCAGAGCAGCUGGCCAGUACGUAGCUAGGUUCAUCGAAUACUUAGUGUCCCGAGGGUUCAUGUUGUCUAAAAUCCACUUGAUCGGUUUUAGCCUGGGCGCCGAGAUCGCCGGGUUCACCGGCAAGAACCUUAGAAUCGGAAAGCUUCCCAGAAUAACAGGACUCGACCCAGCGUUUCCAUUGUACAUGUGGACCGGCAAGAAAGGUCAUCUGGCGCCAUCGGACGCCGAGUUCGUGGACGUGAUACACACCGAUGCCGGAGUGUUUGGAUUCCCAGUGCCGUUGGGCCAUGCUGACUUCUUUCCUAACGGCGGAUUUCCUGUCCAACCCGGUUGUUCAAUUCGAGAACUCACGGAGACCAACCUUAUCACCAGACUCAUGGCCUGUAGUCACGACAGAGCAUGGGAAUAUUUCGCAGAAUCCGUGGUCAACCCUGUUGGUUUCCCAUCGUUGAGAUGUGAUUCUUACGAGUCGUUCACAGACGGUACUUGUUUUAAGGAGUAUGCGUACGGCAAGGACCAUUACACUCAGUACAUGGGUUUGGGUGUCAACAAAAAGAUCAAAGGACAUUUCUAUUUAGCUACCAGACCCAAAGCACCGUUUGCGUACAAUAAGAUCUAUAAACCGUAGCUGCCAUAACAAUAAUGUCAUAUUAAGUUUUCGUUACGUUUUGUUAUCGACUAUGAUGCUAAAUUAUUAUAGUAAAAUUUGUUUAUUGUAUAUAUUUAUAAAUAAUAAUAAUUAGUCAUAAUUACAUUUUUUAUACAUUAUAUAUAAAUCAUUUGAAAAUAUUGUAAUUUCUAACAUGUAACCGAUGAAAUUUUCAAGUGGCUGUAUAAAAAAAAUAGCUAUAACUAAUGUCCAGCUACAUAAAGUACUUGAUAAGAUUUUCUAUAAUACUUUUCGUAGUACAAUUUUUAUAAAACACAACCGAGUAGAGUAAUAAACUAAUCAUCGGGUAUAUAUAUUAACUAUUAUUAUUAUUGCCACCAGCAAUUUAAAAAAUCCUGGUGUAUGCUUUUCAAUACUCAUAAACUAUUAAAAGAUCAUUUUUUUUAAAAAUAUUAAUGCAUUCUACUUUCAUCAGUUUUUUAUAACCUCAACCCUUAUAAGAAAUUUUGAUAUAAAUUUAAGACCCUUAAAUAACAAACUCUAUAGCUAAGUAGGUAACUGGACGAACUAUUUUUUUAGUUAUUCCA
Messenger RNA from Adelges cooleyi (spruce gall adelgid), 1754 nucleotides. Its product is annotated as pancreatic triacylglycerol lipase-like. Lineage: Eukaryota; Metazoa; Arthropoda; Insecta; Hemiptera; Adelgidae. Gene Ontology annotation, biological process: lipid metabolic process. Bases 166 to 1185 code for a protein of 339 amino acids. The transcript has 7 exons. The record is from RefSeq and is a predicted model, not a curated record. Gene Ontology annotation, molecular function: lipase activity.